AUGGCUUCUAUCUCCUCGCUGUCCCAGUCUUCUCAAGCUGCUGCAGCUUCUUUCUCUCCUGGUUGUCGUCGGUUACGGAGCCGGCGGUCCACGCCGGCGGCUCAAGUCUUCUGCUCUGCGGAGCGGCAGGCUCUAUUUAGUCGCAUUGCUCCCGUGUACGACGACGUAAGCUCCCGCACAUCUCUUUUUCUCCUUCGAGCUUCGGUGGACUGAGACGAGGCUUCCGGCGGAUACAUUCCUGUUCGCAGUUGAACGAUCUGUUGAGCCUGGGCCUGCAUCGCGUGUGGAAGAGGAUGGCCGUAUCUUGGAGUGGGUGAGCUCGUAUACUUGCUGUAAUAGAAGUAUUUGCUCGAGUUUUCCGGGUUGUCCGAGGAAUUGUCACGAGACUCGGCGGUUGUUCGAUGUGUAGUGCGAAGAAGGGAGACCGCGUGUUAGAUUUGUGCUGUGGGAGCGGCGAUCUGGCCUUCCUCUUGUCCGAGAGAGUCGGUCCUGAAGGAGAGGUAUGCCGCCUUGUACACUAUGUGGCAAGUCCUUAUUUCUCUCUCAUUGUGACAUUUUUUUUCUCUUUCUUGUGCUACUUUCAUUGGCAUUCGUAUCAAUUGACCCAGAGUUAUGUGUGCGUUGAGAGUACUGUGAUUGUUUGACACAUGCUAGUUUGCCAUCAAUAGUUGGUUUGUUGCUCAAUUGAAAGUAGUUUGUGUUUUUCACUUACGAUUUUCCAUUUAUGAGCAGUCACAUUCUAGUCAUUUGGCUAUUUUCAACAAGCAUGUGGCCAAUGUGGUUGAUACUGCUUAUUAAUGAGUUCCAGGUUGGAUGUUAAUAGUACUUGUGAAAGUAUUAAGCACUGCAGAAAUAACGAUGGCUCAUACCAUUGUGGGAUACGAAUUUUUAUAGUGGUUUGGUCAACCCUGAACCUACUUUACUCCCCAUACCUUUCUCUAGGCUUCAUCAAGGUACCAAUCAGACGUUUACAUAUAAUAGACUUUCCUAUGAUAUUAAGUCUUCCAGUCUUACUCAGUAGGCAAGAGCUUGUUCAAAGGAAAACAUGACAGCAAAUAGAUUCGUACACUACUUUCUGAUUAUGACUGGGACACCUUGAGAGAGUUGGGAGCAGCAAGUUGAUCAGAUGAAGAACUUGGACCGCCUUUGAGAAUGCAAACACAAGUUGCUUCUUUGUAUAGACGAUUUUUAUUCGCGAAAGCUUGUAUGAAUCCUCUUUUUCUUGUUCUUUUAUUGCCUCACACAUUCCUUGUUGUCUAUUUUAAGAUCUUGCUCCAGAAGAGUCCUGACUGUUGGCACUUGUGGCUUGAAGUUGAGAUCUAGGUUAUAAGUGUCGACUCUCAUGUUUUCUGACUCUUGUUUGCUCUUAAGUAUCAUACUUGGGUCUGGAGGAUUGACACUUUUAAUUCAUUAGCCGGCACUUUUGUUUCUUGACUUCUUUUUUUUUCCUUUAGGUUCAGCACUUUUAAUUUGAAAGUCAGCACUGAUUUGUCUUGACUUCUGUUUUGCUCUAACACAAAACUAGUUUUUUCGAUGCUUUUAGUUCAGGGGGCCAACGCAUGAGUUCUAAUAUAAACUCUAUGCAUAACAUCGCUUAUUUUUUACAUACAUUAUCUAUCACUUUCUCUUUUAACAAAUGAGACAUGAUAUAGCGCAUUAAUCUACAUCACACUCUAUUACUACUUUUAGAAGCCUUUUUGGAAUUAUUUUUCAAAGAAGCUGAAAGGGCGACAGAAUUUACAUAGGAUAAUGGGUAACGUAAGAGAUACUUCAUUUUAACGAUACAAUUGUAUUUUUCUAUGCAGCAGUUUAUCCGUGCUAAGGAACAAGGUUCUAGUGAAUCACCGAAGUAUAUUGUAGCUAUAUCAUUCCAGUUUGAAGUAAUGCAUGGUAUACUAGUACAUCCUUGUCAAGUAAUUAUAAAUUGUAUAUUUUUUUUCUUGGGUUAAGGAUGUUCCUUUAAAUUUGCAAUGGUUCGGAUUCGUCUUUUUGUAAAUAUCUCGAGUUUCGCAUGAGUAUGCUUGGGAAAAAUGAACCAGGGGAAUUGUGAUGUCUGGUACUAGAAAUUCCAAAGUGUGAACUCAUAGGUUAUGCAAUAUUUCGGAAUGCCAGAGAGGCACGUGAUUAAAUUGAGCAUUAUCACCAUUUUCAGGUAACUGGUCUCGACUUCUCAUCAAAGCAGCUGCUGAUCGCUUCAUCUCGUCAAAACUUAUCUGGGAAAGCUUGCCAUAGAAAUAUUACGUGAGCCCUUAUUAACACAAAGGCUCUCGAUGCACCUUGUUUCUUUGAUAAGCCUGGAAGUAGAAGACGCCAUGAUCCUCAUUCAGUUGUUGAAUGCAUGUGACAGUGCAACGUGUCAUGUUGCAAGCCUUAGAAAGUGUUCAGAUCCAUGAAGAUAAAUUUCUUAUGGUGUUUCUCUGUAUCUUUUAUUCUCAAAUAGUACCAAGUCUCUAGGAAAAUCCAGUCAACCAACUAGCUUUUACUUACAUUUUAGAAAGGAAGAAUAUUCAGUUCUUAUUUUUAAUUCAACGAAUGCAGGUGGGUUGAAGGUGAUGCACUUAAUCUCUCAUUCCCUGCAUGUUACUUUGAUGCAAUCACCAUUGGUUAUGGCCUCCGUAAUUUGGUUGACAAACGUAAAGCAAUGGAAGAGAUGUUUCGAGUUCUGAAACCAGGUUUUUUUUCCUCGAUGUCCUUGAUUAGAAUUUGCCAUAUCUAAUAGAAUUAUCUGUACCUGAUCAUUCACAUCUUUUGCAGGCGCAAGAAUAUCAGUUUUAGAUUUUAACAAAAGCACAAGUGCAUUUACUACCAUAUUUCAGGUAUUUGGCUUAUAACUUCAUAUGUGCGCUCUACAUGGUCGAGCAUUUAGUGAUUUUAUGAAUCCUCGAAAAAUGUCGAAGCUCUGGUAUCCUCGUCUAAGAAAUCUGUUUGCAAAGAGAUGGACAUAUAAAGUGGUCGUAUCGUUCCCACUAGAACGGAUCUUCAGUUCUUGUUUUGUAUGCAUACAAUACAACUGUUUUUUUUUUUUUCUCCUCUCUUCAUCUUCUAUUGGUGGCCUUUGACUUUGAUAGUUCAUUGUGUUUCACGGUGUAGCCAACAUGCAGAUAGAUCAGUUUCAAAUAGGUCGAAGUUGUGAUUCAUACCCAACACGCUGUCAUCAUGGUCGAAACCAGUCUAAUCGAUCAAAAUUUCCCGCCGCCUAAAAAUUAUCAGCUGACAUUGCAUCGAGUUAUCUGCAUCUUAAUCUUACAUUGAAAAGGUCAUGGGAUCGUUUUUUAUUGUUGGUGGUCAAUGCACCUCCACAUGCAUUAAAAGCCAUAUUUCAACAGUUUUUUUUUUCCAACCUUCAUUCACUUUUUUUUUUUUUUUUGGCAGGAGUAUAUGAUAGACAAUGUUGUUGUUCCAGUGGCAGGCAGCUACGGUCUCAGUGAGGAUUAUGCAUACCUGAAAUCCUCAAUCCAAGAGUUCUUAACAGGUACUUAAAGCCUCAAUCCUUUUUUGGGGGGUCGAAAUCUCUUAGAUCGAUCAUCAUCAGAAGAAGGAUUAGGCCAAAAAUCAGGAUACAUUCUGGGAAAAUGAAACCUCCAUUGAAAGAAGCAAACGAAACUGUUUCAUAAAAAAAAUCAUAGAAUUAUUAACUGCAUCCAAUCGCCAAAAGGUCCACUUAUUUCACUUUUAUUUAUUUUUGGAAUGGGAUGUAUCUUAUUUACGGAAUCCCCAUGAAUAGGAUCAGAUCUUAUUCCAUGAUAUUUCCAUAAUCUUCCAGGCAAAAUCCCCAUCAGAUAGAGAUUUUAUUUUCUUUCGACCACCUUUCGAUUAUUAAUACGAGAUAAAAGGAUCGAUCAGUACUGCACCUAUGAUCGUGAAAUAUCGAUUGCUCGUUGAAUCCUGUGAACCACGUUAAAGUAGCCUUUUUUUUUUAAAGCAUUCAUUAAGUCUUUGAUAUUGAAAUGCUGAUUUUGUUGGAUAGAACUCCCUCCCAAGAAGCUGGUGUCCCUAGAGUCAACGCGUGCUGUCCUUUUCCUGUAAUAUAUAUAUUUUUAAUGAUUUUGACAAUGUGAAGAAAAAAAGGAAUUUGUUUAUGUCGAAAGAUUGUCAAAUCAUUUUCGGCUCGGGAGUGACAGGUCAGCCUCUUCGUUUCAGGCCAGGAGCUGGAGGAGCUGGCACGUGGCGCUGGAUUCUCCGAUGCUCAGCACUACGAAAUAAGCGGCGGCCUCAUGGGCAACUUGGUGGCCACCCGCUAG
This is a messenger RNA of Spirodela intermedia, 4241 nucleotides long. NCBI's taxonomy places the organism in Eukaryota, Viridiplantae, Streptophyta, Magnoliopsida, Alismatales, Araceae. The record is from the annotation of a GenBank genome assembly.